This is a messenger RNA of Abrus precatorius (Indian licorice), 3671 nucleotides long. RefSeq lists its product as uncharacterized. The coding region runs from base 292 to 2721 and encodes 809 amino acids. The transcript is spliced from 9 exons. The record is from RefSeq and is a predicted model, not a curated record. NCBI's taxonomy places the organism in Eukaryota, Viridiplantae, Streptophyta, Magnoliopsida, Fabales, Fabaceae.
AUCAAAAUCUGAAAUAGGAGCCUGCGAUGCGAGUGUCGGAGUCGGUUUCUUCAAGCAUCAAGUACUAAGAAAGAAAGAAGAGCCCUAUUUUCCUUUUCCUUUUCCUUUUCCUUUUGUUGCCCUUUCCCUCUUCCCUCUGCUCUCAAUUUUAUAUUUUAAUUUUCCUCAGCCCUUUCUCUUUUCCCUUUCGUAUCACAAAAAACAGCCACGCGCCACUGUUGCUAGAUUCACACCAACUCUCUCUGCCCCGGACUCAGAUUCCGGGUCGGGUCGUUCCCAUUUUCCAUCUACAUGGGCGAUCUUCAUGUGAACGGCGUCGUUUUCGGGGAGGAUCGCCCCUGCGCCUCCUCCCCGCCUUCGCCGCCGCUUCCACCUUCUAAUCCCGAUCCGUCCUCCGUCUCGCCGGACGCUUGGUCGGCGGCCGAGAAAACCACCGCCGAGAUUCUCCGCCGCAUACGGCCGACCGUCGCCGCUGACCGGAGACGGAGGGAGGUUGUUGAUUACGUCCAGAGACUCAUUCGAUCCGGCGCUCGCUGCGAGGUUUUUCCAUAUGGGUCAGUUCCAUUAAAAACAUAUCUUCCGGAUGGUGAUAUUGAUUUGACUGCCCUCAGUUAUCAAAAUGUUGAGGAUGGUUUGGUAUCUGAAGUUCACGCUGUUCUUCAGGAAGAGGAAAUCAAUGAAGCUGCUGAAUAUGAAGUAAAGGAUGUUCGUUUCAUUGAUGCAGAGGUUAAACUUGUUAAAUGUAUUGUACAGAAUAUUGUUGUAGACAUCUCUUUCAAUCAGCUAGGAGGACUUAGUACAUUAUGUUUUCUUGAGAAGGUUGAUCGACUUGUUGCCAAGGAUCAUCUUUUCAAACGUAGUAUUAUCCUGAUAAAAGCUUGGUGCUAUUAUGAGAGUCGUGUUCUGGGUGCCCACCAUGGCCUGAUUUCAACAUAUGCUUUGGAAACACUGGUGCUGUAUAUUUUCCAUCAAUUUCAUGUGUCCUUAGAUGGUCCUCUAGCAGUUCUUUACAGAUUUUUGGACUACUUCAGCAAAUUCGACUGGGACAAUUAUUGUGUUAGUUUGAAGGGACCGGUUAGCAAAACUUCUCUGCCUAACAUUGUUGCUGAGGUGCCAGAAAAUGGGGGAAAUACUCUGCUGACUGAAGAAUUCAUUAGAAGCUGUGUAGAAUCAUUCUCGGUACCUUCAAGGGGGCUGGAUUUAAAUUUGCGUGCAUUUUCCCAGAAACAUCUAAACAUCAUUGAUCCAUUAAAGGAAAACAAUAAUCUGGGUCGCAGUGUUAAUAAAGGUAAUUUCUAUCGAAUACGCAGUGCAUUUAAGUAUGGUGCCCGUAAACUUGGCUGGAUUCUUAUGUUACCAGAAGAUAGAAUAGCUGAUGAGCUUAAUAAGUUCUUUGCAAACACAUUAGUUAGGCAUGGAAAUGCUCAAGGGAAUGAAGACAAGUCAUUUUUGUGUUUAUCUACUGGAUCCAUAUGGAAACCUGGAAAUCAACAUAAUUAUGAAACCAGAAAUGAAAAAGAAAGGUAUGCAGUUAAAGAUGUCCCCUCUUUGGCAGGGCCAUUAUUUGACUCCUCUUGGGAUGGAAAUGCUGUUGCAAGUUUCAAAUUUCGUGAAGAUUCAAAGGAUGUUCCAACAUCUGAAGUCUUGGAUAUUGCAAGCACUGGUGGUUUGUCAUAUUGUUCAAAUGGGAAAUUUGAAAGUAGUUUAUCUAGUGGUGAAUCAUUUGUAAAUUCUGUUAUUGAUGAUGAGAAAGAAAAGCAUGGUAUGGCAAGCAAUUCUCCCGGAUCACAUACUGAUGAAAAGAAUAUAGCAUCUUAUGGUUUGGCAGUUUCGAAAGAUGCUAUUGUCCUUGAAAAUAGUUUCUUUAAUAGUGAUAGACCUACUAGUGUUUCUGAGGGCACUGAAGGUUCAAAAUCGUUGUUGGACCUUACUGGGGAUUAUGACAGUCACAUUGGGAACUUACAAUAUGGUCAGAUGUGUAAUGGUUAUACUUUCUCUCCAGUUGUUGUGCCUAGUCCUCCUAGGUCUCCAAAGUUUCAGAACAGGAAUCCGUGGGAAACUGUUCGUCAAUGUCUACAGAUUAAUCACAGCAUUCAUUCUCAGACAAACUCAAAUUGUGUCAUGGGUCAACAACUUUAUGUAAUAAAUCAUCCUACUCUACCAAUGGCUUUUGGUCCGGAAGAGAAGAGAAAAUUACGAGGAACUGGCGCAUACUUCCCUAAUAUGACUUCUCGAUCAUACAGGGACAAUAGGCCAAUACCAGGGAGGGGAAGGGGUCAAGCACCAGGUAUUCAUGGACAUAUUCAGAGACACACUCGUAACAGUGGCAUGGCCCUAGCUCCACAAGAGACAAAUUUGUCUGCAGAAGGAACUUUUGAGCAUACUGCAGAAGGAUAUCCUGCCCUUGGUAGUACUAAAACAAGAUCAUCUGAAACAUAUUUCUCUCAACCUUCAACAUGGGGAUCACGCUAUGCUAAUGGCAUUCACUCAACUGAAAUACACGAGUCUGGAUCCAUGAGCCCUCAGCUUCCUGUAUUGCCAAGAACUGAAGUGAGCAAUUACCCAGAUUCUGGCAUUUCUCCUUCUAGGGGCACAGUGCCCAACACUGGGGCAGUGACUGAGGAGAGGUCUAAUCCACUGUCUCUAGUUGAUUCCAAAAGGGUUGAAGUGCAAGCUUAUCAUUUGAAGAAUGAAGAUGACUUUCCUCCACUUUCCCACUGAGUGCCACUAAAGGAUGGUGAAUAUGUAAUAGCAUUAACAGUAAUGGUCAAUACAUGGAAACUAUUAUGACUUGCCUACCUUUCAGCAGGUGCUACCAAAGGAUGGCGAUUUUGUAAGAAGUAAGAACAAUGUGCAUUCGUCUCAAAAAUGAAGAUAGCUUCCCUCAACUCUGGGUGUCUUCUAGAGAUUGGUGAACGCAUAGAAAUGAGAGUACCAAAUAAGUAGAAAUAUGCUGGGAUAGCCAUAGAUACUAACAAACUAGACUAAACUAGAUUGAGUGUUGUUAUCCUUAUUCUCUCUUACAGUUUGUCUUUUGUACAGAAGUGCAUGUAUAUUCUGGUUACCUUUUUUGUCUCAUACAUCCGUUUUUAUUUUUCAUUAUUUAGGGAUGUAUAUAUCAGGUGAUUUCCUGAGGUUGAGUUUAUAGUUCUGUUCUGUUGUUUGUAGUUUUGAAGUGUAAAACCAAAAGUUUUAGAUAUCUUACUGGAAUGGAUACCCGGAAUUUCUGUCACCUGCUGCCCUGCAGUAAAUAUAUUUUAGUGUGUUUACCUUGGCAUUUGGGUGUUUUUGCCCAUGAUUUUAUGCGUGGCCAUGCUUGAUGUACACAAGAAAGGCUUCAAUGUUUCAUAUGCUUUAUCUCCAGUGAGGAGAGGCGACCGAAAAUAUCUGUGAUGCACCCCCAACUCUUUACUAGCUGUGGUUUUUUUUGCAGCCCGUUGACUUUGAUGAUUUUUUCUAGUGUAUAUACAAUAUGAUAGAUUAGGUGCUGAGUUGUGAAUUUAAUAAAGGUGGCCUAGUCAGUUUAUUUUUAUUUUUCUACCUUGGGCGGGAGGCUGUGGUGGUCUGGUGUUGGAUAAAAGGGAAUAAAUGAAAGCUUAAGUAAAGUAAUACUUCUGGAGGACAAAAUGGAGUGCUUUCUUAAAAUGGUUUAGUCAUGACGUGAAAAGAAG